AUGUCAAAAAUUACUCCACUAUCAAAGUCUUUAAUUCAGAUAUGUGGUAUUGAUGCUACGAAGUUUUUAAAUGGUCUUGUCACUACGAGGCUAUUGCCUAACGUUAUAAAAAAGAAGGAACAUACUUUUAGUGAACAGAAACACGCAGAACUUACAUCUAUGAUUGACAUCCACAAGAAUUGGGGAUUGAUGCAUGAAGAUAUAUUUGACCCCCAGGAAAAAAUUCUCGUCUCUAGAGAUGGUGACAAUUCAAUGUUUCUAAAUUCUAAAGGCAGGGUUGUUACCGAUUGUUUUCUCUACAGUAUUCCAUUUCAUAAUAUAAACCAUGAAAAUAAGGAAGUCUUGGAAGAUGAACCGAGAUACUUAGUUGAAGUCGAUACCUCUGUAUCGUCUCAAUUACUAAUGAUGUUGAAAUUGCAUAAAUUGAGCUCUGACGUAAGCAUCUCGAUGAAAAAUACUUUAUAUUCUUACUACUAUUAUAACGAUUCCCCUGAGUUUGACGAGUGGUUAGAAAGCUGCCAGGAUCAGUAUUUUGUGACACCCAGUCCACUUGAUGCCUUAGACAAAGCAAAUUCCUUCGUAAGGAAUGAAACAAUAUUUAACAAAAAGGCUGCGGAGAGCAUAUUGGGCUUUGCAAUUGAUAAUAGAAUCCCUAACUUCGGAAUUAAGUUCAUAAGUACUCAACCGUUACAUGACGAUCCAAACCGAUCUCCUUCUAAGAAUCUGCUAAGCUUGUCUGAUCUAUUUUCUGAUCUGUUUCGAGAUAGAUUUUCAAUUGAAUUUUGUGAGGAAGAAGAGAUCAAGAGACGCAGGUAUGCGAAUGGGUUAUUUGAAGUUUCAGAUGCUAUGAAGGGGACCUCAUUGCUUCCUUUUGAAUGUAACCUAGAUUAUACUAAUGGCUUGUGUUUAGAUAAAGGUUGUUAUGUUGGUCAAGAACUUACCAUCCGAACAUAUAAUAAUGGUACUAUUCGUAAAAGAAUCGUUCCUGUACAAUUCUUUUCACUCAAGGAAGGCUCAGUUGAACUAAUAGGUGAUCAGGAUUUCAUUGAGAUCAGUCUUGAUGAUCCUGUAAUAAUGGAUCUUCAGCAGCUUAGUCCAUCUAUAAUAUCUAAGAUGGAUGUGUUUCCACUAAAUAAUAAUGAAAAUGAGAAGAAUAGUACAGAAGAUACUAUUCCAAGUUUUGCAUCAUCACCAUUUGGGGCCUCUUCAAGACCUGUCAGAAAAAGAAAUACAUCCUCGGGAAAGCUAUUGUCCAUUGAAAAUAACACUGGGUUCAUGCUAAUUUCAUUGCUGACAAUCAAGAAGAAUGACUUAUUUAAAGUAGAAAUUCCAAGUUUAGAAGGAGGAGGAUCAAAAACUUUAGGUUGCAAGGUCUUUAUUCCUGAUUGGUGGCCUGAGGAGUUCGAUUAA
Molecule: messenger RNA, 1410 nt
Organism: Priceomyces carsonii
Lineage: Eukaryota; Fungi; Ascomycota; Pichiomycetes; Serinales; Debaryomycetaceae
Exons: 1
Coding region: 1-1410 (469 amino acids)
Biological process (GO): iron-sulfur cluster assembly
Cellular component (GO): mitochondrial matrix
Source: RefSeq, a predicted model, not a curated record